Molecule: messenger RNA, 1546 nt
Organism: Otolemur garnettii (small-eared galago)
Lineage: Eukaryota; Metazoa; Chordata; Mammalia; Primates; Galagidae
Gene: IDH3B
Product: isocitrate dehydrogenase 3 (NAD(+)) beta
Exons: 12
Coding region: 29-1186 (385 amino acids)
Biological process (GO): tricarboxylic acid cycle; isocitrate metabolic process
Cellular component (GO): mitochondrion
Molecular function (GO): oxidoreductase activity, acting on the CH-OH group of donors, NAD or NADP as acceptor; magnesium ion binding; NAD binding
Source: RefSeq, a predicted model, not a curated record
ACUUCCCGCGCGACAUCCUGCGGAGAACAUGGCGUCGCUGAGCGGUGUCCGCUGGCUGACCCGAGCACUGGUCUCCGCCAGCAACCCUGUGGCAUGGAGAGGUCUGGGUACGUCGGUCGCGGCGCAGGCCUCCUUGAAGAACCAGGCUGAGGACAUGAGGGUGGAGGGUGCUUUUCCCGUGACCAUGCUGCCAGGAGACGGUGUGGGGCCUGAGUUAAUGCACGCCGUCAAGGAAGUGUUCAAGGCUGCUGCUGUCCCAGUGGAGUUCCAGGAGUAUCACCUGAGCGAGGUGCAGAAUAUAGCAUCUGAGGAGAAGCUGGAUCAGGUGCUGAGUUCCAUGAAGGAGAACAAAGUGGCCAUCAUUGGAAAGAUCCAUACCCCAAUGGAGUAUAAGGGGGAACUAGCCUCCUACGAUAUGCGGCUGAGGCGUAAGUUGGAUUUAUUUGCCAAUGUAGUCCAUGUGAAGUCACUUCCUGGGUAUAUGACUCGGCACAACAAUCUAGACCUGGUGAUCAUUCGAGAGCAGACAGAAGGGGAGUACAGCUCUUUGGAACAUGAGAGUGCAAGAGGUGUGAUUGAGUGCUUGAAAAUUGUCACACGAGCCAAGUCUCAGCGGAUUGCAAAGUUUGCCUUUGACUAUGCCACCAAGAAGGGGAGGGGCAAGGUCACUGCUGUCCACAAGGCCAACAUCAUGAAACUUGGGGAUGGGUUAUUCCUGCAGUGCUGUGAGGAGGUUGCAGAACUGUACCCCAAAAUCAAAUUUGAGACCAUGAUUAUCGACAACUGCUGCAUGCAGCUGGUGCAGAAUCCUUACCAGUUUGACGUGCUCGUCAUGCCCAAUCUCUAUGGGAACAUUAUUGACAAUCUGGCUGCAGGCCUGGUUGGGGGAGCUGGCGUGGUCCCUGGUGAGAGCUACAGUGCAGAGUACGCAGUAUUUGAGACGGGUGCCCGCCACCCGUUUGCCCAGGCAGUGGGCAGGAAUAUAGCCAAUCCCACGGCCAUGCUGCUGUCAGCUUCCAACAUGCUACGGCAUCUCAACCUUGAAUAUCACUCCAGCAUGAUUGCAGAUGCGGUGAAGAAGGUGAUCAAAGUCGGCAAGGUGCGGACGCGAGACAUGGGCGGCUACAGCACCACAACUGACUUCAUCAAGUCUGUCAUCGGCCACCUGCACCCCCAUGGGAGCUAGAGCCCUUUAUUCCUCCCAACCUCACAAGGACCAUACUACAUAUACAUCCCUUCAGUACAGUGGACCAGGGAAGAAACCCUGAACCUCUAGACAGUGGACCAUAAUCACCUUUUUGAGCAGAGCCUAGGUUGUCCUAGGGCUGGCUUCCUUAGGGAACAGUAUCUGGUGGGUGGUGGUGGUGGGAGUUAGGGGCGGGGUCCAGGCUGCAGGGAUGAUGACCAUUCUCCCCCACAGGUUCGAACCUCUGACAUGGGUGGCUAUGCCACUUGCCACGACUUCACUGAGGCUGUCAUUGCUGCCCUGCCCCACCCAUAGGUCCUGCCCACACCCAUGUAAGAUAUUAAAUAAAACAUGAACCAA